This is a messenger RNA of Ipomoea triloba (trilobed morning glory), 832 nucleotides long. RefSeq names its product histone H1. The transcript has 2 exons. Lineage: Eukaryota; Viridiplantae; Streptophyta; Magnoliopsida; Solanales; Convolvulaceae. Gene Ontology annotation, molecular function: structural constituent of chromatin; double-stranded DNA binding; nucleosomal DNA binding. Gene Ontology annotation, cellular component: nucleus; nucleosome. Gene Ontology annotation, biological process: chromosome condensation; nucleosome assembly; negative regulation of DNA recombination. Bases 105 to 692 code for a protein of 195 amino acids. The record is from RefSeq and is a predicted model, not a curated record.
AAUCAACCAAUUGAAGUGAUUCUUGCCGGUUAUAAAUAUGGAAAGAUACGAUUGCACUGAUCAUAGAGUUGUGUGGUGAUACAGAGGUGUUUGUGAUUGUUGCAAUGGCGUCGAUCGGAGAAGUGGAGAAACCUACUGUGGAGCAGCCGGCCGGGGAGGCUCCAGGCGCGGCAGAGCAGCCUCAAGCGGCGGCGAAGCCUGUUAAGGAGAAGAAGGUUAGGGUUCCGAAAGAGAAAAAGGCUAAAGUUCCAAAAACUGCGACUCAUCCUCCUUACUUUCAGAUGAUCAAGGAGGCUGUGUCGGCUCUGAACGAGAAGAACGGCUCGAGUCCAUACGCGAUCGCGAAGCACAUGGAGGAGAAGCACAAUGGAGAACUGCCGGCGAAUUUCCGGAAGAUUCUAGGCCUGCAACUGAAGAACAGCGCCGCUAAAGGCAAGCUGAUCAAAAUCAAGGCUUCCUACAAGCUAUCCGAGGCGGGUAAGAAGGACGAAACGGCUAAACCUAACGCAGCGAAGAAGAAACCGAGCAGUGCCGCGGCGGCGCCCAAAGCGGUUGAGGAAGCGAAGGCGGCGGCGGUGGUGAAGAAGAAAGUUGCGGCUAAGAGGAGCAAGAAAUCUACUCCGAAGAAGCCGAAGCAGCCCAAGUCUAUCAAGUCUCCGGCGAAAAAGACCAGGAAGGCGGUUGCUGCAUGAGAGUUGUGUAUAUAUAGAUAGAUAUAUAAAUAGAGUUUAAAUACUUAAAACGAAUAAAGCCUACUAUGUGAAUUGAAGUACCUCCUAUUAAAUGUAAGAAAAGUCCUCUUUUUCUGUAUAUGUUUGUAGGAUUAUAACAA